AUGUCGUGGACGGCAGCACGGCAUCCGGGGCCAAACGAGGCCUUAGUCGAGGAUGAAGACGAUAAUGUCGAAGAAGAGGAUGAAGACGACGAGGUCCUUGCCGAGGAAGUGAAUAUUGAAUUUGAAGCUUAUUCCAUCUCAGAUAAUAAUUAUGACGGAAUUAAGAAAUUACUGCAGCAGCUUUUCCUAAAGGCUCCUGCGAACACUGCAGAACUAACAGAUCUCUUAAUUCAACAGAACCAUAUUGGAAGUGUGAUUAAGCAAACAAAUGUUUCAGAAGACAUCGAUGAUGAUGAUGAUGCAGAUGAAAAUGAAAUUUUUGGUUUUAUAAGCCUUUUAAAUUUAACUGAAAGAAAGGAUACCCAGUGUGCUGAACAAAUUAAAGAAUUGGUUCUAAGCUUCUGUGAGAAGAACUGUGAAAAGAGUGUGGUUGAACAGAUGGACAAGCUUUUAAAUGACACCACCAAGCCUGUGGGCUUUCUCCUAAGUGAAAGAUUCAUUAAUGUCCCUCCUCAGAUUGCUCUGCCCAUGCACCAACAGCUUCAGUAA
Molecule: messenger RNA, 549 nt
Organism: Marmota flaviventris (yellow-bellied marmot)
Lineage: Eukaryota; Metazoa; Chordata; Mammalia; Rodentia; Sciuridae
Source: RefSeq, a predicted model, not a curated record